Molecule: messenger RNA, 1643 nt
Organism: Dipodomys spectabilis (banner-tailed kangaroo rat)
Lineage: Eukaryota; Metazoa; Chordata; Mammalia; Rodentia; Heteromyidae
Product: cytochrome P450 2D17-like
Exons: 9
Coding region: 82-1572 (496 amino acids)
Biological process (GO): xenobiotic metabolic process; arachidonate metabolic process
Cellular component (GO): cytoplasm; intracellular membrane-bounded organelle
Molecular function (GO): heme binding; oxidoreductase activity, acting on paired donors, with incorporation or reduction of molecular oxygen, reduced flavin or flavoprotein as one donor, and incorporation of one atom of oxygen; iron ion binding
Source: RefSeq, a predicted model, not a curated record
AAGGUGUGGUGGCAGUGUCCUGCUCAGCCCUGGUGGCUGGGUUGGUGUGUCCAGAGGAGUGCAGUGGGCAGUGAGGCCGCCAUGGAGUUUCUGACGGGGUCCGUGGCCGUGGCCGUGGCCAUCUUCCUGCUCCUGGUGGACCUGAUGCACCGGCGCCAGCGCUGGGCUGCUCGCUACCCGCCGGGCCCUGUGCCUCUGCCAGGGCUGGGCAACCUGCUGCAGAUGGAUUUCCAGAACCUGCCAUACUGCUUUUACAAGCUCCGGCAUCAAUUCGGGGACGUGUUCAGCCUGCAACUGGCCUGGAAGCCUGUGGUUGUGAUAAAUGGGCUGGAGGCCGUGCGUGAGGCACUGGUGAUCCAUCGCGACAACACCGCAGACCGCCCACCGAUGCCUAUCUAUGAACAUCUGGGCUUUGGACCAAGAGCCAGAGGGGUGAUCCUGGCACCCUAUGAGCAGGCCUGGCGUGAACAGCGACGCUUUGCCCUGUCCACCCUGCGCAACUUUGGCCUGGGCAAGAAGUCACUGGAGCAGUGGGUGACAGAGGAGGCCGGCUGCCUGUGUGCGGCCUUCGCUGACCAAGCAGGAGGCCCCUUCAGCCCCAUGGCCCUCCUGAACAAAGCCGUGUGCAACGUGAUCGCCUCCCUCAUCUAUGCCCGCCGCUUCGAGUAUGACGAUGCCUCCCUGGACAGAAUGUUGGAGGUGGUCCGCAGGUCUGCAAAUGAGGACUCUGGCUUCCUCCCUGAGUUGCUGAACGCAGUCCCCGUGCUCCUGCGCAUCCCCGGGCUGCCUGGGAAGGUCUUCCCUGCACAGAAAGCCUUCAUGGACCUGCUGGAUGAGCUGCUGGCAGAGCACAAGAUGACCCGAGACCCUGCUGAGCCACUACGAGACCUGACCGACGCCUUCCUGGCUGAGGUGGAGAAGGCCAAGGGGAACCCCAACAGCAGCUUCAAUGAGGACAAUCUGCGCAUGGUGGUGGUUGACCUGUUCACCGCAGGGAUGGUGACCACCUCCACCACGCUGUCGUGGGCCCUGCUGCUCAUGAUCCUGCACCCGGAUGUGCAGCGCCGCGUGCAGCAGGAGAUCGAUGAGGUGAUCGGGCAGGCGCGGCGGCCAGAGAUGGGGGACCAGGCCCGCAUGCCCUUCACCUGCGCAGUGAUCCAUGAGGUGCAACGCUUUGCCGACAUUAUCCCAGUGAAUUUGCCCCACAUGACGUCCCGGGACGUGGAAGUGCAGGGCUUCCUCAUCCCUAAGGGCACCACGCUCCUCACCAACCUGUCGUCGGUGCUGAAGGACGAGCACAUCUGGGAGCAGCCCUUCCGCUUCCACCCUGCACACUUCCUGGAUGCCCAGGGCCGCUUUGUGAAGCCUGAGGCCUUCAUGCCCUUCUCAGCAGGCCCCCGCACGUGUCUGGGGGAGCCCCUGGCGCGCAUGGAGCUCUUCCUCUUCUUCACCUGCCUCCUGCAGCGCUUCAGCUUCUCGGUGCCCACAGGCCAGCCCCGGCCCAGUGACUUCAGGGCCUUUACCUUCCCUGUUACCCCUCGCCCCUACCAGCUCUGUGUUGGGCCACGCUAGGAGGAACACCAGGCCCUCAAUCUGCCCCCAGGAGGUGUCACAAUGCACAAUAAACCUGUCUUUUGCUGCCA